GCAGGGCUGUCCAGAGCAGAUGGCCGCGUCCUCGUCCGCAUCACAAGGUUCUCUUCCGCCGGGCUGGCUGGCGCCGCGGGAGACCAUAGUGUCGUGCUGCAGAAGUCAACUCGAGCUGACAGAGGCCAUCAUCCACCGGACACUGACUGGUCCAGAACAGGUGGCGGGGCUGAUACAGCGGGGAGCCGACCCAAACACCGAGCCACUGAUGCGGAAACACAAGAGAAAGGCACAGCGCUUUACGUGCUGGAAGAGCUCCGGCGGACGGCCCAGGGCCAAGUCCUGCCUAGCGCUGGCCAUCGACAACAAGACGAGCCACGCCAUCCCGACCGUCUGGACCACCCUGGUGGACUGCAUGUGCCUUCUUCACCCCGUUGCCCUGCCUCGGUGGGCAUCGCCUCAGUUGGAGGAGGCCAUCAUCAACGCACUGGUCCGUCACCAGAUACGACAGACAGACAGACAGACAGACAGAAAUGGCUCUUGCUUCUGUUGUUGUCGCAGAUCAAUGGUGGGGCGGACAUCAAUGGAGGAGGGGUGGAUUUCUGGACAGAAAACCCUCCUCCAUUGGAUCCAGAAAACAAGCCGAUCAAGGUGGCCAUCUCAGGAGGCAACGAGGCGGCUGUCAACAUCCUGAUGCAGCGCCAGGUCAACCUGCGAGGGCUGAUGGUGCUGGAACUGCCAGGGGGCGACGGCGUCUACUCCCAUCCGCCAGGCCCUGACUACGAGAAGAAGCUGCUAUCCUUCUUUCGGCGCCUGCUGCAGCACGACAGCACACUCGCGACUGAGACAGACAGAUUCGGCCACAACAACCUGCUGCAUCAUGCGGCCGAAAACGGCGUUUGGUAUUCACAGGCCUUCAUCGACGCCUACAUAGAGCUGCUGGUCGGCCACGGUGCUGACAUGACGGCGGUGGCCGGCACAUCCAGCGCCACCCCGCUGCAUUGUGCGGCAGAAUGCGCCUCCCACCGCGUGGCCGAGUCCCUCUGUCGCCGCCUUUCUGCUGACGACAUCAACAGAGGGACAGCCAACGAGCCCAACAACACACCCCUCGCUGCGGCUGCUCGGCAGCUCCCCUCCUACAAUCUCGAACUGGAAAACGUUGACGAUGAGCUCGACGACGAACGAGACGGAGGAGAGGAUGACGAUGACGAUGACGAUGACGAUAGCGACGAAGAACUGGACCCAGCCGAGGAGGAGCGGAUUCGCACCCGAGCCAUUCCCAACAUCAAGGCCACCAUCCGGACGCUGCUGCGGGGCGGGGCAGACAUCACCCGCCUUCCCAUGGCCACCGAGGAGCAGCGCCGCCAGCGUCAGUUCGUGCUGGCCGAGUAUGCCACAGUGCUGAAUGAGCUGUCCGAGGCUGUCAUGUCGGCCAUCAACGCCGCCCUCGCCCCCCAGCGCGACCACUCGACGCUUCUCGCCCGUCUGCUGCCCCUCGCCCCCCACCACGACGGCGCCCACCCCCACCCCUCCCCAUCCAACAUGGCAUUCGGACCACACGAGGCCGAGGGCAUCGGCUGGAAGAUCGCCGCCUUCUGCUUCGACUGGGAUGACGCAGCGAUGGCGAUCGGUGAGAAGAUCGGCCUCCGCAACAGCACACUGGCUCGGCGUGUGCGUGCGGCCAUCGACCACUUCGUCAAGUCGGCGCUGUAUGCGAGCAGCAAUAGGGAGGUGGUGGGCGGGACGAGAUACCAGCAGCAGGGCGACAAGCGCGUCAAGGUGACCGUGCCGCCGCUGCAAUGCUUCGCCACCCGUGCCGCUGGCAACGGGGGGCAAGUGGUGGGCGUGCGUGAGGUGGUGCAUCGGGCCCGGCUCGACGAGGUGGCGAAGUAUCAGCUGACGGGCGUCGAGAAGGGCUUCAACGCGCAUUUGGGCAAUGAGGACUGCCAGUUCGGCUGGGGUCAGCUGGAGCUGGGCGUAGAGUGA
Messenger RNA from Vitrella brassicaformis, 1926 nucleotides. Lineage: Eukaryota; Vitrellaceae. The record is from the annotation of a GenBank genome assembly.